Messenger RNA from Zophobas morio, 946 nucleotides. RefSeq lists its product as uncharacterized. Bases 114 to 863 code for a protein of 249 amino acids. The record is from RefSeq and is a predicted model, not a curated record. The transcript has 3 exons. Lineage: Eukaryota; Metazoa; Arthropoda; Insecta; Coleoptera; Tenebrionidae.
CAAGAAAAUAGACAAUAUUUUUUUAAGAGUCACUGACCAUCGAAAAAUAACACUAAGAAUAUAAAAACGGGAAGCGUCAGUACGAACGCAGUUCCAAAGUAUCCUUGUUAAACAUGAAAACCUUUAUUGCGUCUGUCUGUCUUUUGACAGUUUUUAGUUUUUGCUAUGGUACACAACUGCCAUCCGUUUUCAAAAAAUGCAACGUAAAGCAGCCGAAUUUUGAAAAAUGUUUGGGCGACGCUAUCCAAGGUGCUAUUAAGCUAUUGAAAGACCCAAUUACUGAACUGGGUUUACCCUGCAUGGAUCCGUAUAAAGAGGAAAAUAUAACGCUGGAAAUAGGAAAUGCUACUGAGGGUUUGCGACAGGCAUGGAAGAAUUUAACAAUUGCGGGCUUGAGCAAACCCAUAGCUACGAAUGCCAGGUGGACUUCUGGGUCUAUUACCACCUUAGACCUCGAAGUAAGCUACGACCAAAAACUACUUUUCACCACUGACUAUCAAGCCCACGGCGCAGUUCUUCUUCUCCCGGUUGACGUGUCUUCUUCAUAUACUUGCGAAUUCGUAAAAGGUGGAAAGAUUAAAUCAACCUACAAGAUCAAACCACCUAAAAGAAGAAACGGAUAUUUCCAACUAAUUAGUACCAAGGUCUUAUUUGUGCCCAAGAAAACGAAAGUUACUUUUGACCGUUUCUUUGAAAAUCAGUGUUUAACUGAUGCAUUCAAUGCGGAGAUGAACGAGAAUUGGGAAGGAAUCUGGAAGUACAUUGAUGGGUUUUUAGGUGUUUAUGACGCAUAUUUUGAUGCUUUGUUCAGAAGCGUUUUGGAUAAAGUUCCGGCUGAUCAAAUUUUUGAUGGCUUGGAGUAGAACUGUGUGUUGUUGCGAAUUACAGUGUUCUUAGUAUGUAUACAGAGUGUUUUUAAAAUACAUUUACAAAAAAACUGCUAACG